AUGACUCUGUUCUUGUUGCUGGUGGCUGUUGUUGGCGUCAAGGCCAAUCCUAUGAUGAAUUACGCGCACGAUGCUUCAACUCCCGAACCAAAGAAGGAUCCUUCGAUCGACCACUACGACCAGCGCCAAAAUGGCACCGAGAAUUACAGGGUGAAGGUCGACGGAUUGGUGUUUAUCUUGGCACCGGCGGACACGCUUAUGAUGGGAGGGGCGACGAUAGAGCCAAACUUGACUUCCUUGUUUUCCGAUCUCAACAAGCCCAAACCAAAACCAGAGAAGGAAAAUCUGUUCCUCAAGCCUUUGAAAGCUGACAAGGAUGACGUACCGAAAUCUGCCCACGUUGACACCUCUGCUGCUGCUGUACAUCACAAUAAUCGCAAACCAGGGCUUCGCAUAUCAAGCUUUAUCGCGCCGUUCAUCAACCGGAUUCGCCAUGCUCAGUAG
This is a messenger RNA of Copidosoma floridanum, 444 nucleotides long. RefSeq lists its product as uncharacterized. Lineage: Eukaryota; Metazoa; Arthropoda; Insecta; Hymenoptera; Encyrtidae. The record is from RefSeq and is a predicted model, not a curated record.